Molecule: messenger RNA, 3371 nt
Organism: Drosophila willistoni
Lineage: Eukaryota; Metazoa; Arthropoda; Insecta; Diptera; Drosophilidae
Gene: Np
Product: serine proteinase stubble
Exons: 9
Coding region: 181-3165 (994 amino acids)
Biological process (GO): proteolysis
Molecular function (GO): serine-type endopeptidase activity
Source: RefSeq, a predicted model, not a curated record
GUGUGUGUGUGUGUGUGUGUGAGUGUCAGUGCGUGUCUUUGCAUGCCGCAAAUCUUUCCAUUUACUAAAAUUGGCUUGGCCCAACCAACCAAGUUCAAAGUGCCAAACGAAAAAGAAGAAAAAUAAAAGAGAAAUAUUCUCAUCCUCAGCUAACAGUGCUUUAGCUUCUUCAAACAAAAGAUGGCAGCAAAUACCACAAACAACCGCACCACAUCAUUAAUAUUAUUAAGAGUGCCCCAAAAAAGUGGAGCAACAAUUAAGAAGAUGCCACAUCAAUUCCUGCUCCUACUGAUCUCCACAUUACUGGCAACCAUAUAUACGAUAGACGCCAGUCCCGUAUUUGUGGAUAAUCCCAGCUUAGCACAGUUUCAAUCUGGUCGAAAUAUACGUCAUUUACCAUGCAUAGUACGCAAAUCGGGCAGAUCUGGUGUCUGUAUGUUUGCCAUUGAUUGCAUUAAACAGAAUGGCACACAUUUGGGCACUUGCAUUGAUCGUUUCUAUUUUGGCUCUUGCUGUGCCUUGAAGGACGAAGCCUCUUUGUUUGCUCCAGAAAUCAGUGAUAAUAGCAUCGAUCAGAAUACCAUUUCACAUUUUGCUCACGAGUCAACCACAUUGCCAACAAGCGCCCUCUUUAAGCUAACCACCGAGGGUAGUGGCAGCAGCAGCACCACCGCAAAAUAUAGUCCUCAGACAGCUAGCGAGCUACUGAAAAAUGUCACGCAAUCAUAUUUGAGUACAGUGAAACCCAUACGUACCACACAUCCCACCACAAGAAGGCCCGCAGCAUCUCACACCACUCACAAGAAUUCGCAUUUUGUGGUACGCACCACUGUAAAGCCAAAUCUGGGGCCGUUAUCGACGAAAGCGACAUUAACAAGCAGUAGCACCACAGUGAAACCACCACGUCGUCGACCCACCCACAGCACGACCAGCAAUAGGCCGGUGUUAACCACCAGCCAGGCUGUGCUGGAGCAACGUAUCGAAACCACCACGGCGCCAAGUAAAUUUGUAACAUUUCAAAUUGUAGAGACAACUACGCCACAACCCACCGAAGCCACCCAACAUUUGGUGGAGGCAACUACUACAACCAAUAAGCGGCAUCACACAAAACCCACACAAAGUAGUAGAAGAACAACGUCAACAACAACCACCAGAGGCACAACUACCACUACCACAACAACAACAACUGCACGUCCAACACCACCGUUGCGCACCACCAGCACCAGCAGCACAGCAAAACCACACAAAACCCAGAGUAGCAGGCGACCGGCACCGGCCAAGAAACCGAGCACAACAACCACAGGCACUUCGGAUAGUGCCACACCCACAACUUCGGGAACCAGGAGGCCUGUAGAAAGCAGUAGCACCACCACAGCACCACCACCGCCACCACUUAGAGAUGAAGUCAACAAUGUGCCCGAACGUGCCACAACCAGCACCACACAUGCGCCCAGACCUAGGCCACAGCCGACGGGAGAAGUUGUUAAAGUGCCAGCACUUCUGGCAGAGCCUACACCAACAACGCCAACAACAACCACCACUGCCAGCAAAGAAACAACCAAGGUUAUGCCAACGACAACAACAACAACCGCUAAGCCAACAACAAUUACAACUGAGGCAACAAAAAAAGCUACUCCCAGCAGCACCACCACUACAAGAACAACAAGCACAACAACAACAACCACCACUCCAGCAACAACAACUACAAGGAAAUCUACAACAACCACAGCUGCAACAACAACCACUGCAAAGCCAACACGUCGUCAUACAACAAAACCACCGACCACAACAACAACAACAACAACAAGAAGACCAACAACCACCAUUGCACCACAAUUACUAACAACAACCACCGCAAAGCCUGGCCUAAUCACCUGGACAGAUGUAGAAGCGGAACCCAUGACAAAUGCCACCAUAACGAAUGAUUGGCAACCCGCAGCACCACCAACCAAUUGGAUUGCAGUCAACAAAACCACCAGCACCACAGUGGCACCAACACCAUCAGCACCACCAAGUGCCACCGAUAAGGUGGUUAUCUCAGUGGCCACAAGUGUUAGCACCAGUCAAUCGAAACCCGGCACAGGAUCUAGCACUACGAGUAAGCCACACAGAACCACUAAGCCACCAACGACGACAAGCACCAGCACCACAACACCCAGCACUACCACUACCACAAGAACAACAACAAUAACCACAGAUGCACCGCUAGUAAAUGAGAUCUCUAACAGCAGCAGCAGCGUUGAAUUAGCCUCCUCUACAUCAUCUUCAUCUUCAGCUGAGCAAAUGGGCACCACCACAACGGAUUACAGUGGUGAGGAGCUGAACACAACGAUUGAUGCAACGGGCAGCACCACAUUGGCCCCAACAAAUGCAUUGGAGGGCGUCGAUUACAAGGAAGUUUGUGGUCGUCGCAUGUUCCCAGAGCCACGCAUAGUUGGUGGAGCUAAUGCCGCCUUUGGUCGCUGGCCAUGGCAAAUAUCGUUGCGUCAAUGGCGUACCUCGACAUAUUUGCACAAAUGUGGCGCUGCCCUGCUCAAUGAGAAUUGGGCCAUAACAGCGGCUCAUUGUGUGGACAAUGUACCUCCCUCUGAUCUGCUUUUGCGUUUGGGUGAAUACGAUUUGGCCGAGGAGGAAGAACCUUACGCUUAUCAGGAGAGACGUGUGCAAAUAGUUGCCUCCCAUCCUCAGUUCGAUCCACGGACAUUCGAAUACGAUUUGGCUUUACUCAGAUUCUAUGAGCCUGUGGUCUUCCAGCCGAACAUCAUACCGGUUUGUGUGCCCGAAAACGAUGAGAAUUUCAUUGGCCAGACCGCCUUUGUUACUGGCUGGGGUCGGCUAUAUGAGGAUGGCCCAUUGCCCAGUGUUUUGCAAGAGGUCGCUGUGCCAGUUAUCAAUAAUACCAUAUGCGAAUCCAUGUAUCGCACUGCCGGCUACAUUGAGCACAUUCCCCACAUAUUCAUCUGUGCCGGGUGGAAAAAGGGUGGCUACGAUUCAUGCGAAGGCGAUUCCGGUGGACCAAUGGUCUUGCAACGUGAAGCGGAUAAACGUUUCCAACUCGGUGGCGUUAUCUCUUGGGGCAUUGGCUGUGCGGAGGCCAAUCAACCGGGCGUCUAUACGCGCAUUUCCGAGUUUCGAGACUGGAUCAAUCAAAUUCUACAGUUUUAGUCUAUAAUUUAGUGAAUGCCUAGCACGUCUUCCCACAAUUCUCCCCCAAAAAUCCCGUCAUUCUUCAACUAGAACUCGUGCUUUGGUUAUGAUCAUAUGAUAAAUCAUAAUCCGAGAAACGAUUUCAGUUGAUCCAUCACACACAUACACAUACACAUAUUUACCUCCACCACCCGAAAGCUGCUGAUAAAAGAAAGAAAAAAAAA